CCGCAGCAGCUUUUAAAGAUAAACCAAUUCCGCUGCGGCCUUUCCUUGCCCCGCAUCGCAGUUCAGCAGCAGCAGCUGCUGCAACUUGCUCACAGGACACAGGCACAGCUGAUGAGCAGCAGCCAAAACAGAAAAGCGCGAUUUGAUCGCUUCCUCCUCCACCUCCACUACCACUAGCUAGCCUGCCGCCGACCGCCGACCGCCGUGCGAGCUCCGGCCGCCUUGUGGAGCAGCUCGUGCUCGUGCUCGUGCAGCGCCGCACGGCCGGUGCCGGAGGCAGAGGAGGAAAGGUGCUGCUGCUCCCCCUGCCGCCCCUGCGUCCUGUGACUGAGAUCCAUCCAGCUCGGAGGAGGAGGAGGAGGACGAAGAGGAGGAGCUCCUGGUCCUGGCUUCUAGACGUUGUGACCCAGAUCUUGAUGCAGCUGCGCAACUAGUUUACUCAUCUAGAGGAGGGGUUGGGUUCUUGACCCGAUUUGGUGGGGGUUUUGCCACUGGGAUAGGGGGACAGUUCGGCCUGCUGGAUCUUUAUCGCCAGUUGUUGGUCCUGUCCUUUCCGUUGGGCUGGGAAGCAUUCACAUGCCGGUGGCUGCUGGUUUGGUACUUUCUUGACGGAUUGGUUAAGCGCUGUCUGUGGGGUUGUUGUGCUCCUCCUCCUUUCAUCUCAUUUUGUGGUGAUUGGUGUGGGGAGGAGGAAGAGCUAGGAAGACCGUCUCUCUUGUUUUUGGGUCAUUUCUCGGUGUGGCACAAUGAAGUACAUGAAGCUUGGAUCAAAGCCGGAUGUCUUUCAGACAGAGGGCAGCAAUAUCAGGUUUGUUGCAACAGAGCUGGCAACAGACAUUGUUAUAUCCAUUGGGGAUGUCAAGUUUUAUCUUCACAAGUUCCCUCUUCUAUCAAAGAGUUCACGCCUGCAAAGGUUAGUUGCUUCAAGCAAUGAGGAGAAAAAUGAUGAAGUGGAUAUCUCUGACAUCCCUGGUGGACCUUCAGCAUUUGAAAUAUGUGCUAAGUUCUGCUAUGGCAUGAUUGUAACACUCAAUGCAUAUAAUGUCCUCGCUGCCCGCUGUGCAGCUGAGUACCUAGAAAUGUUUGAGACCAUUGAGAAAGGAAACCUUAUAUACAAGAUUGAUGUUUUUCUAACAUCAAGUGUAUUUCGCACCUGGAAGGACUCGAUCAUAGUUUUACAGAGCACAAAGUCACUACUGCCUUGGUGUGAAAAUUUGAAGGUAAUCAACCACUGCAUUGACUCUAUCGCGUCGAAGGCGUCAAUUGAUCCAUCAGAGGUUGAAUGGUCAUACACUUACAACAGAAAGAAACUCCCAUCUGAGAAUGGUAUUGAUUCACAUUGGAAUGGUGUCAGGAAGCAACCUAUGGUCCCUAGUGACUGGUGGGUUGAGGACCUUUGUGAGCUUGAAGUGGAUUUGUACAAGCGGGUGAUCAUGACCGUCAAAGCAAAGGGAAGCACACCAGCUGUUGUCAUUGGAGAAGCAUUGAGGGCCUACGCAUACCGACGGCUGCUUGGCUCCCUUGAAGAUGCUGUGAGCAAUGGAGUCGAUUGCACAAAACGUCGUGCAGCUCUUGAUGCUAUUCUAUUUCUCUUGCCCGCUGAGGAAGGCUCAGUGUCAUGUGGUUUUCUUCUUAAGCUGCUAAGAGCUGCAUGUUUGCUGGGAUCUGGGGAGUCCCAUCGGAUUAACUUGAUCAAGAGAAUAGGCACACAAUUGGAUGGUGCUUCAGUUUCAGACCUUCUUAUACCACCAAAUACUGAUGAAAACAAUACAUACAACAUAGAUCUGAUCAUGCCAAUAGUGGAAGAAUUCAUGUUACAGAAUAGUGAUAGUGGUAAGGAAAAAUUUCAAGAUGAUGAAGAAAUCGUGGAGAUUGAGAACGUGACAUCUGUUUCCAGCACGUCAAAACUGGCAGUUGCAAAGCUGAUCGAUGGAUAUCUUGCUGAGAUUGCCAAAGAUCCCAACCUUCCUCUUCCAAAGUUGAUCGCACUUGCUGAAAUGGUGUCUUCUCUACCCCGGCCAACACAUGACGGGCUCUAUCGUGCCAUUGACAUGUAUCUGAAGGAGCACCCCGGCCUAUCAAAGAGCGAAAAGAAGAAAUUAUGCGGACUGAUGGACUGCAAGCAGCUGUCACAGGAUGCGUGCAUGCACGCCGUGCAGAAUGAGCGUCUCCCCUUACGCGUGGUUGUGCAAGUUCUCUUCUUUGAGCAAGUCCGGGCAUCAGUUGCUUCUGCAAGGAGCGACCCUUCAUCUGAGCUCCCAUCUGUUGUUCGCUCACUUCUUCCCAGAGAGAAUGGCAACUCUAUUGGCAGCUCCAGGUCAGCUGCGACCACGACAACCGAGGAGGAAUGUGGGGUCCCGACAUCGAGUGACAUCAACUCUUUGAGGUCAAUGAGGCUCGCCAACAACAGCGGUGGAAGUGAGAGGAGCAGUGGCAGCAGUGACAUCAACAAGAACAGCGAUGACAAGAGCACCGCAGGGAAGGCAAAGGGGAUGCUGAUGCCGAAGAAGAUAUUGAGCAAGCUCUGGUCUGGGAAAACGAACGCCGGUGAGAACAGCAGCUCAGACACGUCGGAGAGCCCUGGGUCCGUGAACCCGGAGGAGGUGAAGUCCACGCAGUCACGGAUCACAAGGCGCUCAGUAUCCUAGUCGCAGGGGGUUAACGGUGUCACAGCCUAGUUUUGUUCUUGCUCUUGAUUUGCCUUCACUAGAGAGUAGUAGCAAUCUCAAAAUGUGGAGUACUACUACUGUCCUCACUUGUCAUGUCGCCAAUGGCUCUCUUCUUCUUCUUCUUCUUUUUUUUUUUUUUGGCAUGGGAUUGCUUGUAGCUGGAGUAGGUUUGGUCAUUGGUGAUGUUUUCAGCGAAGUUCCAUGUGGGAUAUUUAUGUGACCUUUUUUCAUGGUAGGAAUACAAAGAAAGUACAGGUCGUUAUAAUUGAUGUAUUUUUGCAUGCAAAA
Sorghum bicolor (sorghum) is the source of this 2957-nucleotide messenger RNA. Its product is annotated as BTB/POZ domain-containing protein NPY4. The transcript is spliced from 5 exons. NCBI's taxonomy places the organism in Eukaryota, Viridiplantae, Streptophyta, Magnoliopsida, Poales, Poaceae. The coding region runs from base 747 to 2648 and encodes 633 amino acids. The record is from RefSeq and is a predicted model, not a curated record. Gene Ontology annotation, molecular function: protein binding.